Molecule: messenger RNA, 1895 nt
Organism: Caretta caretta (loggerhead turtle)
Lineage: Eukaryota; Metazoa; Chordata; Testudines; Cheloniidae
Gene: COMMD4
Product: COMM domain containing 4
Source: RefSeq, a predicted model, not a curated record
UGAAGUGCCACUAAAUCUGCGGUCAGCUGACUCGGCUCAGCGCGCUGCUGACAGGCUGCGGCGCAGGGAAGUCUGUGGUCAGCUGACUGCGCUCCGAGAUCAGCUGAUGGCUUCCAGCCCUGGCGUGGGUGAGGGGUCCCGUGCCCGGCGUUGCAGAGUCAGCAGGAAACCAUGAGGUUCCGGUUCUGUGGAGACUUGGACUGUCCCGACUGGGUCCUCGCCGAAAUCAGCACCUUGGCCAAAAUAUCCUCGGUGAAGCUGAAGCUCAUCUGUGGCCAGGUGCUCAAGGACCUGCAGGGCGAGGGAAUUGAUUAUGAAAAGAUCCUGAAGCUAACGUCGGAUGCCAAGUUUGAGUCUGGGGAUGUGAAGGCCACUAUUGCCGUGCUCAGCUUCAUCCUCUCCAGCGCGGCCAAACACAGCGUAGACAGCGACUCUCUGUCCAGCGAGCUGCAACAGCUGGGGCUGCCCAAAGAACAUGCCACAGGAUUGUGCCGGUCCUAUGAGGAGAAACAGAGCCCCCUACAGGACAGCCUGAGGGCACGCAGCCUGAGAUUGAACCGUCUGGACUCUGUGUCCUGGAGGGUGGAUCACACACUCAGCUCCAGCGAGCUCCAGCAGGUCAACGAGCCCCUCGUGCACCUGAAGUUCACCGUGCGAGACGGGGACCGAGGCGGGACGGAGCCCUUUGCCAUGACCAUGUCAGCAGAGAAGUUCCGGGUCUUACUGGCAGAGCUGAGACAGGCCCACGCCAUGAUGAAAACUCUCAGCUGAGGAGGGCAGCGAGCGUGGAAGGAGCCAGCUGAUUGUGCAGAGGCCCAUCGGAGAGUCUGGUGGGUGCGGUUCCUCCGCUGGGGAAGCCCCUCGCUGCACACAACUGCAGACACUGCCUGGGCAGAGGUUGGACUGGGCUCUCUCCUCCCUUCUCAGAUCCCUGCAGCUGAAACUGAUGACUGCUCUUCCCACUCUUGCUGGCUGCUGUCUCCGCUGCCCACCUCUCUUGCUGUCUCCUGCCUGCCCCUCCUCCAACCUGCCUACAAGCCCUUGUGCUUCCAGGACCCCCACCCCAGGACCCAUCCCCAGAGCAAUGGUGGAUGUGGGGGUUGGUGGCUUCUGCAUCUGCUAACGAGAUCUCCACCUCGAGACCAGCUUCAGCUCGGAGUUCCCAUAACAAAGGUGUACAAACCCUUGGGCCAUGCCACCGUGUUACAUACACACACACACACACCUCCGGAGAAUACCCAGGCCUGCCGGCUGGAGGCUAAUUUAACACUGAAAGACCCUGAAAUCCCCUGCCCAGCCCUUUGUUGGUAGCUCUGUUCCUGAACAGCUGCAGGGAGCUGAUCUGCCCUUUUGCUUCUGCCUGAAUUGUCUCCUGUGGCUACUCCAGGGCAGGCGCGCGGGUUCCCAUGUCUCCUCUGGAGACGUAGCGUGCUGCAGCCCACCAAACGCUGCGGCUAGGCCAGCUCCACAUCACCUGUUGACUGAACUCCUGCAGCAAUCCGGGAUGGCUGGGGCAACUCUCCCAGUCGUACAUAAGAGGUUGGGAAGUUUCACCAGCUGAAGCAGGUGGAGUGUUCUCUAGUCCCUUCUUGCUCCCCCGCAUCCCUCCCCUAAAAAGCACUUUGCCACUGUUCUUUCCACUUCCUCUAAAGGAGCCUCUUGCCUGUGGGGGGGGUAGAAAAGCUGCAUUUAUCUUUCCUUCUCCACCCCCAGCCUCCCCCUUCCGCACCUACCACCUUUUCAAGGGCAGCUCAGUGCAUGGAAUAAAGGAUCAGCAGGAACAUGCAUCUGUGAAUCUCUCCAUGCGUUUCCGGUUGGCCUUGGCACAUGAAGCCAGUUAUAUGUAGUUUCCUGUUUUGCCAGCGGGAUCCAAUAAAGCCACGUGGUUAACAAAG